This is a messenger RNA of Rhipicephalus microplus (southern cattle tick), 627 nucleotides long. RefSeq lists its product as uncharacterized. The record is from RefSeq and is a predicted model, not a curated record. NCBI's taxonomy places the organism in Eukaryota, Metazoa, Arthropoda, Arachnida, Ixodida, Ixodidae.
AUGGCUAUCCUGCGGUCGUGUUGUUGCUUUUUCUCCGUGCGCAAAGGAAGCUUCGUGUGCGGAGUCUACACUUUGAUUUUCUACACGAUGCUAGUGGUCACCGGAAUAUUCCACGCAAACUCCGUGCUCCAUACUCCUGUCGGCUUUACGUUGGUUCUGCUGCUCCUCAUUUUUUCGGGCCUCUGCGUCAUUUUCUCUGUAAUUCUACUUUUGGGAUUGUUUCUGGACAACCGUCUUUUGCUGAUUCCAUGGCUUACCGUUGUCUCUAUGACAACGCUUUUUGACGUAGCCCUGUCGCUGUACUUCGUCACUGACCUGCGUGUUAAUCCGUUCGUGAUUGCCAUGUACGUCGUCGACUACACGCUGUGUUCCAUCAAUAUAUACGCCAUACUAUGCGUGCUUUCCCAAUACCAGGAAUACGCAGUGGGGCGAAGGGCGAUGGGACAAAAGAACCGCGCAGCUCUCCCGGUGCUCUCAGGUUACAGCAGUCGCGGGGAACGCUCGAAGAUAAGCAGCGUGGCUACUUGGCCAGGUCGCAUGCAACCCCAGUCGAAGCACGUAAGCCAGACUUCGACCAGCAUGGUGACCCAAUCAACCGUGCCCAAUGGCGCAUGCUUCUCCAACUAG